AUGGAUGAGUUCCUUCGCUUGAUGAAUGAGCAGGCUCAACUGGCCCGUACACAAAGUGAUCACACUGAUGACGCGAACUAUUACGCGAAUCUGGAUCCGGACAAAUUAAUGAACGCGUAUGGUUUUGGAAGAUACCAAUGGUUCGUUUAUAUUCUUUGCGAAUGUAUGAAUUUUUUCUACUCGUCUGCGAUGUACGUAAUGCCAUACGUAGGACUCAAUCCAAUACUCGAGUGCACUUACAAG
This is a messenger RNA of Ostertagia ostertagi, 243 nucleotides long. The record is from the annotation of a GenBank genome assembly. Lineage: Eukaryota; Metazoa; Nematoda; Chromadorea; Rhabditida; Trichostrongylidae.